Messenger RNA from Cervus elaphus (red deer), 2206 nucleotides. It is a transcript of the gene SLC9B1, whose product is annotated as solute carrier family 9 member B1. Gene Ontology annotation, molecular function: antiporter activity. NCBI's taxonomy places the organism in Eukaryota, Metazoa, Chordata, Mammalia, Artiodactyla, Cervidae. Gene Ontology annotation, biological process: proton transmembrane transport. Gene Ontology annotation, cellular component: membrane. The record is from RefSeq and is a predicted model, not a curated record. Bases 505 to 2028 code for a protein of 507 amino acids. The transcript has 14 exons.
CAGAAUAAACUGAAAACACCCCAGGCGGUUCCAGAGGGAAACCUCCGGCUGCGAAGGAUGGGGCGACCAUGACGCCAAUUAAACGCGUCAGCUCGGCGCGCAGUCGGCAGCCCCGCCCCCUCGCCAUUAGCCCCGCCCACACGCGUCCCGCAGCGUUUGCCUCAGGGCUGCGCGUGGGCCCGGCGGCGGUUGCUGUGCUCCCGGCGUAGCUCCCUGGGCAGCGGGAGCUGCUGUAGCGAUUGUGGUGAAUAUCUGCAAAGGAACGUUCGCAAGCUCCUGUGACUGGAGGUGUGCUCCAGGAUUGGUUGCUGAUACUGGAAAGCUCACCUCCCUCCUCCCGCGCCCCUCACCCCCGCCUGUUUCUGUCGGCUUUGAUCGCCGUGGACAAGCCCUUCAGAUCAGUGCUUCUGAAGGAUUGAGGGCUGUUGUUGCACAGUAACUCAAGAAUUGAAAGAAAUUUUUAAGGCAAAGAUCAACUCAGAGAAGCAAAGAUCACAGAGAAGCAUGUACACUAAAGAACCACAAAAUGAACACUUGGAGGAUGAAAAUGUCCAGUCAUCUACAAUUACUGAGACCCUCAAAGCUGAUGAACAUGAAGAAACUAAGGAAACCAUCUUGCCAGAAACAGAGGAAACAAAAUCACAGAUAGAAGAGAAGGUUUUUUGUCCUUCACUGAAUAGAGCUAUUACAAGUGGAAGUAUACUUUUUAUGAUAUGGUGUGUAGCCUGGGUAUUCUCAGGCCCUGAAGUUCUUCCUAAUGGAGGUUUAUUUGGACUUUUAAUUAUCUUUUAUUGUGCCCUUAUUGGGGGGAAACUUUUGGAAAUCAUUAAAAUACCUUCAGUGCCUAAAAUUCCUCCUCUCCUUGGGAUGUUACUGGCUGGUUUUGUCGUUAGGAAUGUUCCAUUCCUCAGUGAUGUCACCUAUAUUAGUAAUGAACUGUCUUCAACUUUAAGAAAUACUGCCCUUACCAUUAUUCUAGUGCGAGCUGGGCUUGGACUCGAUCCAGAGGCUUUGAAGAAUUUGAAGCGAGUUUGUAUAAGAUUGUCUAUGGGUCCAUGUCUAAUGGAGGCUUGUUCAACUGCUGUUAUUUCCUACUUCCUUAUGAAUUUUCCCUGGAAGUGGGCAUUUCUGUUGGGUUUUGUAGUCGGUGCAGUUUCUCCUGCUGUUGUUGUCCCUUCCAUGCUACGUUUGCAAGAAAAGGGAUAUGGUGUUGAGAAAGGCAUUCCAACCUUAUUAAUAGCUGCCAGCAGUUUGGAUGACAUCGUGUCUAUCUCUGGAUUCAAUGCAUGCUUCAGCAUAGUUUUCUCCUCAGGUAACAUAUCUAAUAACAUCCUAUCCCCUCUUCGGGAUGCAGGUCUUGGUGUGCUUUCAGGAAUUGUUUUGGGAAUGUUUGCUCGACAUUUUCCAAGUAGCGAUCAGGGAAAACUUGAAGUGAAGAGAGCGUUUUUAAUUUUGAGUAUGUGUAUUUCUGCUGUCUUAGGCAGCCAUAAAUUUAAUAUGAACACAGCUGGAGGAUUGUGCACACUAGUAUUGAGUUUCAUUGCAGGGACAGGUUGGUCCAAAGAAAAGGUUAGAGUCCAAAAAAUUAUUGGAAUUGCGUGGGAUAUUUUCCAACCUCUUCUGUUUGGUUUGGUUGGAGCAGAAGUAUCUGUUGCAUCUCUUAAAUCAAAUGCUAUUGGCGUUUCUGUUGGUACCGUGAGUUUGGCAUUAUUGGUUAGAAUUUCUUUUACAUUUGUAUUGAUGUCUUGUGCCGGUUUUAAUUUUAAGGAGAAAAUAUUUAUUGCUUUAUCAUGGAUGCCGAAAGCUACAGUCCAGGCUGUAUUAGGUCCUCUGGCUCUAGAAAAAGCAAGAAUGAGUGCACCCCAUUUGGAAUCAUAUUCGAAGGAUGUGAUGACAGUAGCCUUUUUAUCCAUCUUGAUCACAGCUCCAAAUGGAGCUCUAAUUAUUGGCAUUCUGGGACCUAAACUACUCACUCGCUAUGAUACAAACAAAGUGAAAAUGGAGUUAUCAGGAUCACAACCUCAUUAAAAAGUUGAUUUGCCAUCACUUGCCUGCUUCUCUUAAUGAAUUCUCUUACAUAAGGGAAAAAUUAAAAGGUACACAUACGUGAAGAAUGUACAUAGAAGCAAACCUUUAAUAAAUAUAUGAUUUGACUACAGAGGAUUCCUAUAAUUUUUUUAUCCCAAAGUUAAUUUAAUAAAGAUAA